This is a messenger RNA of Aptenodytes forsteri (emperor penguin), 543 nucleotides long. RefSeq names its product olfactory receptor 14C36-like. Gene Ontology annotation, cellular component: membrane. Lineage: Eukaryota; Metazoa; Chordata; Aves; Sphenisciformes; Spheniscidae. Gene Ontology annotation, biological process: G protein-coupled receptor signaling pathway. Gene Ontology annotation, molecular function: olfactory receptor activity. The record is from RefSeq and is a predicted model, not a curated record.
AUGUCCAACAGCAGCUCCAUGACUGAUUUCUUCCUCCUGGCAUUCGCAGAGACGUGGGAGAUGCAGCUCUUGCACUUGGGGCUCUUCAUGGGCAUUUACCUGGCUGCCCUCCUGGGCAACGUCCUCAUCAUCACUUCCAUAUUCUGCAACCACAACCUCCACACCCCCAUGUACUUCUUCCUACUCAACUUCUCUCUUCUCGAUCUUGGCUGCAUCUCCACCAUUGUCCCCAAAGCCAUGGCCAGUUUCCUCUGGGACACCAGGGCCAUUACCUCCCCCGGAUGUGCUGCACAGGUCUUUUUCUUUCUCUUCUUGAUCACAGUAGAGUGUGAAACCUGCAAACCCCUGCACUACGGGACCCUGCUGGGCAGCAGAGCUUCUUGUGUCCGCAUGGCAGCAGCUGCCUGGGGCAAUGGGUUUCUCCAUGCUGUGCUGCACACUGCCAAUACACUUUCACUACCACUCUGCCAAAGCAAUGCUGUGGACCAGUUCUUCUGUGACCCCCAGGUCCUCAAGCUCUCCUGCUCAGAUUCAGACUACUGA